GAAGCAUUCUGUGCCCGGCUCCGUCGCUGGUCCAGCAGCUCCUUCCAGCUCAUAGAACCUCAGACAAGAUGGCGGCGCUACGAGUCGCGGUGCUUUCGGGGAGUGGGAGAGCCCUCCUCAGCACACCGAAAACUAUCAGGACGCCUAAGGCCAACAUGUCCUUCGCCAGCCUGCCGCGGAACAAGAAGCUUGCCCUUACAACGCUAGGUGUGGUCACAACCGGUGGAGUAGGACUUGCCCUGAUGCUGCACCAGGCUGUCAAAGCCUCCGACCUGGAGCUCCACCCUCCUCAAUACCCCUGGAGCCACGCUGGACCACUGUCCUCUCUGGACCACGCUAGCAUUCGCCGUGGUUACCAGGUGUAUAAGCAGGUGUGUUCAGCCUGCCACAGCAUGGAGUACCUGGCCUUCAGAAACCUGGUGGGAGUGUCACACACAGAGGCCGAGGUUAAGGCCAUUGCUGAGGAGGUUGAGGUAGUGGAUGGUCCUGAUGAGAGUGGAGAGAUGUUCACUAGGCCAGGAAAGCUGUCGGACUACUUCCCAAAGCCCUACCCCAACCCAGAGGCAGCUCGGGUUGCCAACAACGGAGCCCUGCCUCCAGACCUCAGCUACAUUGUCAAUGCAAGACAUGGAGGAGAGGACUACGUGUUCAGCCUGCUGACGGGAUACUGCGACCCGCCAGCCGGAGUGACAGUGAGAGAGGGACUCUACUACAACCCCUACUUCCCUGGCCAGGCCAUCGGCAUGGCCCCACCCAUCUACAAUGAGGUGCUGGAGUUUGAGGAUGGAACCCCUGCCACCAUGAGCCAGGUUGCUAAGGAUGUGUGUACCUUCUUGAGGUGGGCCGCCGAGCCGGAGCAUGACCAACGCAAGCGCAUGGGACUGAAGUUGCUGAUGGGCUCAGCCAUCCUCGUCCCUCUGAUCUACUACAUGAAGAGACACAGGUGGUCCGUGCUGAAGAGCAGAAAGAUCGCCUACAGGCCUCCCAAGUAACGAGGAACAAACACACCCCAGUCUGGGCCUAAAAUCUACCAGGAACGGCUGCGUUCAAUGACCCACAACGCUCACAUCGUAUAAUAAAGAUACGGAACAACUGACAAAUGCACAUAUGCCUUUCCAAGAGGGGGUAGAUUUACAUAUACAUAUAUACAUAUAUAUAUGAAAAAUGCCUUUUUUAGUUGUUGGCAUUCUAGAACCACUUGUGUGACAGGUUUUCUUGUAUCUGGCGCAAGAAUGUGUCAGAGUUGUGGCAUUUUUGAACGCACCCCCCCACAAAGUUUAUGUUUCUUCGAUCUGCAUCGAGUCAUUGCUGGUAGCAGUUAACGUCUUGACAUCUUGUAUUAGACAUUUUGUCACAAUUGACUGAUAAGUUGAUUGGUUGCCCAUCUUUGUAAGAUACUCAAUAACCACACGAGCGGAGAGAAAUGGUUGCCCUUCAAGUUCAUACUGUGUGUGUAAAUCCAUCCUCCCCUGUCGUCUCCACGAAGCCACUCAGUGGAUCAAAUGCAACCUCUGAACCUCUGUUUUACUGUACAAAAUAAAUUAUGUUAAAGGAAA
Molecule: messenger RNA, 1556 nt
Organism: Xiphias gladius (swordfish)
Lineage: Eukaryota; Metazoa; Chordata; Actinopteri; Istiophoriformes; Xiphiidae
Gene: cyc1
Product: cytochrome c1, heme protein, mitochondrial
Exons: 7
Coding region: 69-992 (307 amino acids)
Biological process (GO): mitochondrial electron transport, ubiquinol to cytochrome c
Molecular function (GO): electron transfer activity; heme binding
Source: RefSeq, a predicted model, not a curated record